Hyla sarda is the source of this 993-nucleotide messenger RNA. It is a transcript of the gene UBXN8, whose product is annotated as UBX domain protein 8. NCBI's taxonomy places the organism in Eukaryota, Metazoa, Chordata, Amphibia, Anura, Hylidae. Gene Ontology annotation, cellular component: nucleus; endoplasmic reticulum. The transcript has 8 exons. The coding region runs from base 62 to 886 and encodes 274 amino acids. Gene Ontology annotation, molecular function: ubiquitin binding. The record is from RefSeq and is a predicted model, not a curated record.
UGUACACGGAGCUUUUCCGGUCACGUGUGCACACAGGGCGCGGACGCUUCCUCCUCCAGACAUGGCAGCGAGGGGCCGAGCUCCCGUGUUAUGGCUGCUACUCUUGUCCUUCUUCAUCCUCCUGUGCCUGAGGAGUCACCCGCUAGGUUUGAAAGAGAUUGCUUUCUGGAUGGGGAGAUUUAUCUUAAUCCUAGCUCUUAUGACGUUUAUUGUUUCUGUGGUUGCUCCUUAUUUUACUACUAUUCAUCUCGCUGGCAGCUCUCAAGCAGUGCCACAAGAAGAAAAUAAGCAUCUUCAAGAGAUGGUAAGAAAGGAGCAGCAAGAAUGCUUAAGUGAAAAGGCAUGUGAAUACAAUAAGAAUAUUUUAAAACCACGACAAGAAGAAAAACUUAAAAAGCUAGAGGAGCGCUUUUACAGGAUGACAGGACAGACGUGGAAAUUAACUGAAGGCUAUACACUUGGUGAGUUAGAUGGUCAUCCGUGUGACUCUGCAAGACCAAACGAUCAUGUGGAAACUGCAAAUAAAGAAGCCAUAAGGAAAAGAAAACUUCCAGAGCAUGUCAGAAAGCCCUUGCUACAGCAUGAGCAGCCACAGCCUAAAAAGGUUAUCACUCUACCUGAAGAACCCAGUAAAUCAGAGGAAGGUGUUGUGACCAUAGCUUUACGGUGUCCCAGUGGUCGUGUAUAUAGAAGAAGAUUUUACAAGUCCUGCAGUUCUCUUUUAUUGCUGGAUUGGAUGAUGAAAAUUGGCUAUCACCCGAUCCUUUAUUCAAUUUGCACACCUAUGCCAAGAUCUCCUCUACCACUGAAAGAGAAUGUAACACUGGAAAAUAUUGGCAUCACAAGGCACACAGCCUUAAAUAUUGAAGAAAGAGACCCAUUGUGAAUUUAUAUCCACGUUACCCUUAUGUUUAGGGUAUCAAAGGAGAAACCAAUGACUUCUGCAGACUGAUCCACCGUUUAAGUGGGAAAUCAAGAACUUCUUUAAAAUGA